AAUAAAGUAAUAACAACCAGGAAACUAUACUUUACCGUAAAAGAGCACUUGCAGCAAAUACUCUGAAUCAUCUUACAUUCUGUAGAUCAGUAAUUCUCAACUGGUGCGUUGUGAAGUCGCUUUCAGUCGGUCACUGGCCUUUGCCAGACUUUGAAUUUUUUAAUAAAGGUGUGCUGUCUACACUCCUCAGCUGUAGGCUGAUGUUAAAGUAUCACUAUCCAUGUUUGACAGUACAGUAGACAUUAACACAACAUCCUGAGAAGUCAGAUAAAUUUACAAUAGGAUCAGCUGUUGAGCAUCUACACAAAUAGCUCGGCUUAAACAGCAUAUUAGUAGAGGAACAGUAUCAGGUUCUGUUCUGCAUGUUAAAGGUGCCACGUGAAACUGUCAUCUGUCAAAUGUUGCCUGUUACCGUAAACAUCUAAUACAACACAUGGAUUUUUCUUCAAACAGGAAGAAGAUGCAGUGGAGUCAGUUUCUGCUAAUUAUGAUGGGCCAUUGGUAUUUCUUCACAUGUCACCUGUAUGAGUAUCCUUUUAUUGGAAAGAACAAGACCUGGUAUGAAGCUCAGACGUACUGUAGAGAGACGUAUACAGACCUGGCCACAGUGUCUGACAUGACAGACAUGAGGAGACUCUGUAGCUCUACAAAGAAUCAGGAUGAAGCCUGGAUUGGUCUGCACAGCUACCCAGGAAGAGAGAACAGGAAGUGGUACUGGUCUCUGCCAGGACUGGAGUUUAAUGACAGUGAUACUAGAUGGGGGAGUGGACAGCCCAAUGAUGGAGGAACAACAUUACUUAUUGAGAACUGUGCUCUGAUGAACAGUAAACAAUGGAGUGAUUAUCCUUGUAAACAGACAUUUCCAUUCAUUUGUUACAGUGAAUCACAACAACCCAACAACACAUUUUAUUAUAUUACAACACCAAUGACUUGGCCUCAGGCUCAGAGUUACUGCAGACAACAUUACACAGACCUGGUCAGUGGACUGGACCAGUUGGAUGAUCCAACCUUGGCAUCUUACAGCUAUGUGUGGAUCGGUCUGUUCAGAGACACCUGGAGGUGGUCAGAUGGGAGUAACCCCUCCUUCAGAAACUGGCAAAGUCUUGGAGAUUUGGUUGAUGGACAAAGUGACAAGACAUGUGCUACUGUGUUAAACACAGCAGGAACAUGGAGCUACGACUAUUGUGAUACACAAAAACCCUUCUACUGCUACGAAGCAAAUCCAAAGAGGAAAUAUGUGGUGAGAGUGAAACUGGCUGCUGACCCCUCUGUGAACAUGACAGACCCUGCUGUGACUGAGUCCAUGUUAAAACAGAUGGAAGCAAGGUUAAAAGAUAAAGGUUUAUCUGUGAAGCUGAGCUGGAGGAAACUCCCUGUCAAACUAAACAUAGAAGCACAAGAAGAAGAAUCCGAGCAGGGCUGUACAUAGUUCCAUAAUGAGUUGUGCUAUAAAGGUGUUUCAUAAUUUUCUUUUGUCAUUAACAGCAUAUUAGUAGAGGAACACUAUCAGGUUCUGUCCUGCAUAUUAAAAGUGCCACAUAAAACUGUCAUCUGUCAGAUGUUGCAUCCUAUUCUUGCUGUACAAGGGCUUCUGAAUGUUGAGACACUGUAAAAAUUGUUAGGCGACCUUGCACGUUUUAACAUAAAAGUUCAGUUUUAAUGCGAGAAUUGUAACUAGUUGUACUUACUACAGCACAGUGGGCUGCUUUGCAUUAAGAAGUCAUUUUGAUGUACAGUAGCUAACUGUGGAAACCACAUUAGCUGGGGGCCAAACUACGGCAGGUAAACAUCAAUUGCUUGUGUGUGAGUACUCCAGCCUAAUGUUUUGCUGGGUAGAGCAACUUCAAAGGUUUCAGACAGCGUGUUCCUGAACAUGGACCAGGUCUGAAAGAGGGUUAUGUAGUUGAAGAUGCCAAAUAAAAGUAAA
Molecule: messenger RNA, 1927 nt
Organism: Betta splendens (Siamese fighting fish)
Lineage: Eukaryota; Metazoa; Chordata; Actinopteri; Anabantiformes; Osphronemidae
Product: putative C-type lectin domain family 20 member A
Exons: 5
Coding region: 434-1429 (331 amino acids)
Source: RefSeq, a predicted model, not a curated record